UGUUUCUGGAUAUGUGCUUUCGAAGAAGACGCGUUUCCUAGGAACAACAAAUCGUAGAUAUCUGGAUUCCUCUGUAUUGAGCUCCAGAAGGCAGAUGCGACAGUGAAGAUGUCGCGUCAAGAAAUUGUUGAAAGUAUGGAAGGGGUUGAAAUGACGGGAUCAGCCAACGAUUUCCCCCCCUUCAAUGAGCAAGAGAAACGCAUUUUAGAAGUGUACGACAAAUUAGAAGAACUCCAAGUUGAGAUCGCUUUGUUGAAAGCUCAAGGUGUUAUUUCUUCAGGAGGUAUGUUCCUAUAUACAAAUAUCUAGAGCACGUGUUCUGACCAUUUUUAGAUCAACCAGAAGAAGUCACCGAUGAAGAUAUCCGAAAGGCAGAGAACGACCUUCUUGAGUCAAAAGCUAAUUAUUCCUUACGGUCGAAGAUUAUUGAGACUGUUGUUAUUGCCAAUCCCAUAUUGAAGGCAGUUCAUGCGGGUAGUAAUGCUUCCGUUAUAGAACAGUAAGUUACUCUCUUCCAACACACUUCUUGCAUUAUUGACAAACCCAUAGGGACCUCUUACCACUCAUUGAGAAACGUGAUGCUCUUUCUGAAAAUUUGGCUCAGAUAUCUAAUAACCUUCAAUCAUCAAGGGAAGAGCUGAUCAAAGAAUCCAGUGAAAACAUUAUUACGGGCAGAAAGAACGUUGAACUAGCUACAAAAAUGAUAGCUCUGGCAGAAGAGGCGAAUAGUCAAGGGAAAGAAAACAUUCAAGAUCCUGAAGUUCGUGCAGAGUUGGAUGAGUUGGAGGGAGCGAUGAAGAAUAGUAGACAGAGAUGGAGGAUCAUGAAGAAUACUGCUAGUGCUGUGGUAGUUGGUAGUGGUGUUGAUUGGGCGAGGGAUCCCAAGUUAUUAGAAAUUGUUCUCGACGACGAUGGGGAUUGAUGAUGAGAAAGUUCAGGGAUAAUAACAAUGGAUAAAGCAAUCAAACAUACGGACUCCACUCGUAACAUCUUUUCAUUCACGUAGCCUUAGAAAUGCCAUCUAUCAUCCAAACUUCCCACAUGG
Sclerotinia trifoliorum is the source of this 1045-nucleotide messenger RNA. The record is from the annotation of a GenBank genome assembly. NCBI's taxonomy places the organism in Eukaryota, Fungi, Ascomycota, Leotiomycetes, Helotiales, Sclerotiniaceae.